GCGCGCACAGCCUGCUGGGGCCGGGCUGCGCGCGGGGCCGGCGCCCGUGGUGGGUAGUGGCCGGCGGGGGCGGGAGCUAGAACCGUUGGUUGCCGGGUCCGUUCAUCGCCGCCGCGUCCCGGGCCGGGCGGGCGCCCCGCCGCCGCCAUGGAGGCGCUGAUCCCGGUGAUCAACAAGCUGCAGGACGUGUUCAACGCCGUGGGGGCCGACAUCAUCCAGCUGCCGCAGAUCGUGGUGGUGGGGACGCAGAGCAGUGGAAAGAGUUCAGUGCUGGAAAGUCUUGUGGGGAGGGAUCUGCUCCCAAGAGGUACUGGAAUUAUCACCCGGAGACCCCUUAUUCUGCAGCUGGUGCAUGUUUCACCAGAGGAUCGUCGGAAAACAUCUGGAGAUGAAAAUGACCCUGCUACAUGGAAAAAUCCAAGACACCUUACUAAAGGGAUUGAUGCUGAAGAAUGGGGUAAAUUUCUUCACACCAAAAAUAAGCUGUAUACAGACUUUGAUGAAAUUCGACAAGAAAUAGAAAAUGAAACAGAGAGGAUUUCAGGAAAUAAUAAGGGGAUCAGUCCUGAACCUAUUCACCUUAAAAUUUUUUCACCAAAUGUUGUCAAUCUGACUCUUGUGGAUUUGCCAGGAAUGACAAAGGUACCUGUAGGUGAUCAGCCUAAGGACAUUGAACUUCAAAUCAGAGAACUAAUCCUUCGAUUCAUUAGUAACCCAAAUUCAAUUAUUCUGGCAGUCACAGCUGCCAACACAGACAUGGCUACAUCAGAGGCACUUAAAAUUGCUCGGGAGGUAGAUCCAGAUGGUCGAAGAACGCUUGCUGUUAUCACAAAGCUGGAUCUCAUGGAUGCUGGCACUGAUGCUAUGGAUGUACUUAUGGGAAGAGUGAUUCCAGUUAAACUUGGCAUAAUUGGGAUAGUGAACAGGAGUCAAUUAGAUAUUAACAAUAAGAAGAAUGUAGCUGAUUCUAUCCGUGAUGAAUAUGCUUUUCUUCAAAAGAAGUAUCCAUCUCUAGCCAACCGAAAUGGAACCAAGUAUCUCGCUAGGACACUUAACAGGUUACUAAUGCAUCAUAUCAGAGAUUGCUUGCCAGAACUGAAAACUAGAAUAAAUGUUUUAGCUGCUCAAUAUCAGUCUCUGCUGAACAGCUAUGGGGAACCCGUAGAGGACAAGAGUGCCACUUUAUUGCAGCUAAUUACCAAGUUUGCCACUGAAUAUUGCAACACCAUUGAAGGAACAGCAAAAUACAUAGAAACUUCUGAGCUAUGUGGUGGAGCUAGAAUUUGCUACAUUUUUCAUGAGACAUUUGGACGAACCUUAGAAUCUGUUGAUCCACUAGGUGGCCUUAACACUAUAGAUAUUUUGACUGCUAUUAGAAAUGCUACAGGACCCCGACCUGCCUUGUUCGUGCCUGAAGUUUCAUUUGAAUUGUUGGUGAAGAGGCAAAUCAAACGUUUAGAGGAGCCCAGCUUGCGCUGCGUGGAGCUGGUUCAUGAGGAAAUGCAGAGGAUUAUCCAACAUUGUAGCAAUUACAGUACACAGGAAUUGCUGAGGUUUCCCAAACUACAUGAUGCCAUAGUUGAAGUAGUGACCAGUCUUCUGCGUAAGAGGCUACCAGUUACAAAUGAAAUGGUUCAUAAUUUGGUGGCCAUUGAGUUAGCUUAUAUCAACACGAAACACCCAGACUUUGCUGAUGCCUGUGGGUUAAUAAACAACAACAUAGAGGAGCAAAGGCGUAACAGAUUAGCCCGUGAAUUGCCUUCUGCUGUGCCACGAGACAAGUCUACUAAACCUCCAGGUGCAUUGACAUCUGCCUCCCAGGAGACCUCUACUGCUGCUUCUGCUGAGGCUGAUGGCAAGACUGCUCCUGGGGUGGGAGAUGUGACUCAAGAACCUGGAACAGGCAACUGGAGAGGAAUGCUGAAACCCUCAAAAGCCGAAGAGCUAUUAAUGGAGGAAAAAUCUAAACCAGUUACAGUCCUACCUGCCAGUCCUCAAAAAGGCCAUGCUGUAAACCUGUUGGAUGUGCCUGUACCUGUUGCACGCAGACUCUCUUCCCGUGAGCAACGAGACUGCGAAGUGAUUGAACGACUUAUCAAAUCCUACUUCCUUAUUGUCAGGAAGAACAUUCAGGACAGUGUGCCAAAGGCGGUGAUGCAUUUUCUGGUGAAUCAUGUGAAAGACACUCUUCAGAGCGAGCUAGUUGGACAGCUGUACAAAUCCUUGUUGUUAGAUGAUCUUCUAACGGAAUCUGAGGACAUGGCACAGCGCAGAAAGGAGGCAGCUGACAUGUUAAAGGCAUUGCAGCGAGCCAGUCAGAUUAUUGCUGAGAUUCGAGAGACGCAUCUUUGGUGAAGGUUAUCUCUACCCACCACAUUGUUUAUAUGGGUGGAGAAUCCUGAUGACUUGAAAAUUUGCUAAGCAUUGUAUACUUGGUAGAAUUUUAUUUAUGAACUCUUAUCUGUGUACUGCAACUAUGUGUAAAUUUGCUCAUGUAAAGACAGUUGGUUUGGCUCACAGACAGAAAAGUAUGCUGUACUUUGCAAAACAAGUCAUAUUUAAUCCACAUAAUAAAUGGCUCUAAAUGUUUCCUUACCAGUUAUCUGGUGCAAAUAAAACAGACCAAGUUUACUGUCCUAAAACAGUCUCAUUUAAACUUAGGCAGAACCAUUAAAGUUCCAGUGCCUGGCUUGCUAAACAGGUUGCCUGUGGGUUAGAUGGACAGUGUAGUCUUGUUGCAUAGUUUUAAGCUGCUUUUAUAAUAGAGGUUUAAAUACCAUGAAGAUGAGAGAGCACCAGGUAUUCUUUCAUGAGUAUACUGCAUGCACCAUGGCAAAUGGAGAUCUGAAUUUGAUACCUGGCACAGUAAAAAUGUCUUCUAUAUAAGUAUGUGUGCACCCAUUUUUUUUUCAGAAUUUUAAAAGAAAGCAGCAUUAUAAAACAAAUUUUUGAACUGGAUAAAUGAAUUUCACUUUAGGUGAGUUAGCCUGGAACUUUAAAAAACAAACAGGAGGAUUUACUAAAGAAUUGAUGCAAACCAAUGAAUGUGCACCAUGUCAUUGUUGGGGAUGAUAAUCAAGUGCAAGAACCCCUUCCCCCCUCUGGGACCAAACCUCUGGACCAUCCACUAGCAAAAUUGUUCUCAUAGGAUUUAAAAAUAAAAUGAAUUUCAAAACUGUU
Molecule: messenger RNA, 3180 nt
Organism: Mauremys reevesii (Reeves's turtle)
Lineage: Eukaryota; Metazoa; Chordata; Testudines; Geoemydidae
Gene: DNM1L
Product: dynamin 1 like
Exons: 20
Coding region: 148-2355 (735 amino acids)
Biological process (GO): mitochondrial fission; mitochondrial fragmentation involved in apoptotic process
Cellular component (GO): microtubule; mitochondrion; cytoplasm
Molecular function (GO): GTP binding; GTPase activity; microtubule binding
Source: RefSeq, a predicted model, not a curated record